UCUCUCUCUAUCUCUCUCACACUUCUUUUUUUUUUUCUUUCUUUUUUCUUCUUUUGUGUAUUGAAGAAAAAAAAAUGUCAAACACGCCAUCUGAACACCAAGAUGAAGACACAACACAACAAACUCAAGAAGCACCUUUAAUUUUACGCGCUCUUGUCUCAACAAAAGAAGCAGGCGUUAUUAUUGGUAAAGGAGGCAAAAAUGUAGCUGAGCUGCGCCAAGUUACAGGUGUAAAAGCAGGCGUAUCCAAAGUAGUUCAAGGUGUCCAUGACCGUGUCUUGACAGUGAGUGGUACACUUGAAGGGGUUGCCAAGGCUUAUUCACUUAUCGCUCGUACCAUGAUUGAAAAUUCGGUUCAGGCACAUGAGGAUCAUCAAGAACAAACCGAUACAGACACAGCUAUUGCAACAAUACGUCUCUUAAUCUCACACAAUCUAAUGGGCACAGUGAUUGGUCGACAAGGAGUAAAAAUCAAACAUAUUCAAGAUUUGUCGGGUGUGCGUAUGACAGCCUCUAAAACAUUGUUACCCCAAUCUACUGAACGCGUUGUUGAAGUACGCGGUAAUGUACACAGUAUUCAACAAGCCAUGACAGAAAUUGGUACCUGUUUGAUUGAAGAUAAAGAUAGAGCCUAUGGCACCAUUUUAUAUAAUCCAACCAAGGCAGUUGUUGCCAAUACAAAUAAUUUCAUGCCACCAAGACACCAUCAUCACCACCAUCACCACCAACAACAACAACAUCAUAGUGAUAAUACAGAAAACGUUCGUAUACAACACAUUUCAAUUCCAAGUGAUAUGGUGGGAUGUAUUAUAGGUAAAGGGGGACAAAAAAUUUCAGAGAUUCGAAAAUUAUCUGGCUCGCAUAUUUCAAUUGCCAAAGUGCCUCACGAUAAUUCAGGUGAACGUAUGUUUACCAUCCAGGGCACAAUGGAAUCAAACGAAAAAGCGCUUUAUUUGCUAUACGGGCAAUUGGAAGCUGAAAAAGAACGUCGUCUUCGUGGUGUCGGUUUACAACCUUCUUUUGAAGACUUGGAAAAGUAAAUUUGUAUAUUUUACUGUAUCAUAAUAACAC
Molecule: messenger RNA, 1071 nt
Organism: Gilbertella persicaria
Lineage: Eukaryota; Fungi; Mucoromycota; Mucoromycetes; Mucorales; Choanephoraceae
Exons: 2
Coding region: 75-1040 (321 amino acids)
Biological process (GO): 3'-UTR-mediated mRNA stabilization
Cellular component (GO): nucleus; cytoplasm
Molecular function (GO): mRNA 3'-UTR AU-rich region binding
Source: RefSeq, a predicted model, not a curated record